Cucumis melo (muskmelon) is the source of this 2742-nucleotide messenger RNA. Its product is annotated as serine/threonine-protein kinase PBL34-like. The transcript has 6 exons. Bases 991 to 2457 code for a protein of 488 amino acids. Gene Ontology annotation, molecular function: protein kinase activity; ATP binding. Gene Ontology annotation, biological process: protein phosphorylation. The record is from RefSeq and is a predicted model, not a curated record. Lineage: Eukaryota; Viridiplantae; Streptophyta; Magnoliopsida; Cucurbitales; Cucurbitaceae.
UGUAUAUAUAUAUUGUUUUUUUUUUUUUUUUUUGAAUAAUUGGAAAAAAAAUAGAGAAGGGGAAAUAGAAAAGAGGUGCGUGCAAUGCACCGAAUAAUUUGACGUGCGCAUUCAAAUCCGCCCACGAAGGCAGACACGUCGACAUCCCUGUGGGGCCAUGUCAUCUUCUCUCUCAUGCCCGAUUUCCCUACUUUCUAUCUGCCCGAAUUGUUUGGUCCAAUUCUGAUUUGGCGCCCCGGGCCACGGUCAGCUGACACGACCGGCAGUUUGCUCUCUGCCCGUUUCCCCGGGCAGCUACGCUUAACUUUUGCCCAGUCUUUGAUUCCAUUGGAAAAUGUAAAUAAAUUAAUAUAAAGAAAAAAAAAAAAAAGAAAGAAAGAAAAGAAAAAGGAAGAGAGAGAGAGAGAGAAUUGAUAUUUUGGAAAAUAAUUUUCUUUUUUUUUUCAUCUUUUUUUAUUUUUAAUUUUCUCCGGCAUGAAAUUUAUAACUCUACCAGCUUAAAACUAAUCUGGAUGUUCUUCUUCAUGUUGGAAACCCAUCUUGGGGAUAAUCUGUAUCUUUGGGGGAAGAGAUUUGUGAGUUGAGCUGCGAAAGACUUGGGAUAACGUUAUUAUUUUUUUUUUUUUUAUGGAAGAGAAGACUUCUUUAUGAGCUCAUUCUCAAGUUGAUUCAUUUGUUUUUGCUUUUUGAAGGGUUUUUUUUUUUUUCUUUUUCUUCUUUUUUUUUUUUCCUUUUGGAAUUCAUCGAUUUUUAUACGAUCUGGUAAUCUUCUUCUCAACUGGGUCUCAACUGGGUGUAUUCUUCUUUUUUGCCCUAAGUGAGAGCUGGAAAAUUUCGGUGAUCUUUCGGUAGGUUUUUACUUGUGGUGUUACGAGGAGAAGUUUUAACUAGCUGGGGUUGAAGUAGCGACUCGGGGGAGGUGAGGCACUGGAUGGUGUUUCGGAUUCGAGGAGUUUUGAGAUUAUCUGUGUUCUUCUGGGUACUUAAGGCAUGGAGGUAAUUGCUGAAGAUGGGAAAGUUGAGUCUCGGGAAGUUAGGGAAUCGAAGGGGAAGAAGAAGCAGAAAAACAACAAGGAACAAGUUGAAACCGUGGAAGAGGAGACUGGUUGUUGGAUUGCUCUGAGGAUUUUUGGUAGCUGCAUUUCUUCGAGAUCCAAAGUUGAUAGUUCGAUAAGUGGGACUAGUAUCAACUAUGCUGAAAGCAAGUCUACGGCUGAUUCAAGUAGAGACCAACCAACUCCUCGAGAGAUAUCUUCAACAAACACAAGUAUGAGUAAUGGAGAGAGUAAUUCAUCGACUUCCAAACUAGAAGAGGAACUUAAAAUUUCUCCUCAUCUACGGAAAUUUUCAUUUAAUGAUCUUAAGUUGGCUACAAGGAACUUCAGACCCGAGAGUCUUCUUGGUGAGGGUGGUUUUGGUUGUGUUUUUAAGGGUUGGGUUGAAGAAAACGGAACUGCUCCAGUUAAACCUGGCACAGGACUCACUGUUGCUGUUAAAACCCUCAACCAUGAUGGUCUUCAGGGACACAAAGAAUGGAUGGCUGAAGUUAAUUUUCUCAGUGAUCUCAAACAUCCCAACUUGGUCAGACUUAUUGGUUACUGCAAUGAAGAUGAUCAAAGAUUGCUUGUAUAUGAGUUCAUGCCUAGAGGAAGCCUAGAGAAUCAUCUUUUCCGGAGAUCUCUACCACUUCCGUGGUCUAUUAGGAUGAAAAUUGCACUUGGUGCUGCCAAGGGUCUUGCUUUUCUUCAUGAGGAAGCAAAAAGACCUGUGAUAUAUCGUGAUUUUAAAACAUCCAACAUUCUAUUAGAUGCCGAAUACAAUGCCAAGCUUUCUGACUUUGGACUUGCAAAAGAUGGACCCGAUGGAGAUAAAACCCAUGUCUCUACUCGGGUGAUGGGAACAUAUGGCUAUGCAGCUCCAGAAUACGUUAUGACUGGACAUCUUACAUCAAGGAGUGAUGUUUACAGUUUUGGGGUGGUUCUUCUCGAAAUGUUAACUGGCAGAAGAUCCAUGGAUAAAAACCGUCCAAAUGGUGAACAUAACCUUGUGGAAUGGGCACGGCCAUACCUAGGAGAGAAAAAGAGAUUCUAUCGCUUGAUAGACCCUAGGCUUGAGGGUCAUUUCUCAAUAAAAGGUGCUCAAAAAGCAGUACAAUUAGCUGCUCAAUGCCUUAGCCGAGAUCAAAAGGUCAGACCCUUGAUGAGUGAAGUUGUUGAAGCUUUGAAGCCUCUCCCAAACCUCAAGGACAUGGCAAGUUCAUCUUAUUAUUUUCAGACAAUGCAAGCUGACCGUGUAAGAUCCAGCCCCAUGGCGAGAAAUGGCUACCACACAGCGGCUGGACCAGCUCCAAAGAACGGGCAGCAACUACGCAGCUAUUCAAUCGCCAAUGGUUCUCAUGCUUCUCCAUAUCAUCAUCAGCAACCCCAUCCAUCUCCAAAACCCAAUGUCAAAGCCUAAGAAUUGGGUUGUUUGGUAAUUAAUUAGUAAUUAUCUAGUUGUGUUAACCCAUCUCAUUUUGUCGUCAAAUAGAUCUCCCCCUUCUACCUCAGUAUAGAUAGAUGUUUAUUUUGCAAAACAGCAUUUGCUGGUGGAUCAUUGAAAAAUGCUACAGGCAGAGAUGUCUGCAUUAUCAUCAUCUUGUUAAAAUGGGAAACCUGGCAGAAAGAGUGUACGAUAGCAGAUGAAUUUUGUUCAUCGAUUUUCAAUGUCAUAUUGUUUUGGGAAAGAACAGACAAAUCUCAA